Molecule: messenger RNA, 384 nt
Organism: Helobdella robusta
Lineage: Eukaryota; Metazoa; Annelida; Clitellata; Rhynchobdellida; Glossiphoniidae
Exons: 3
Coding region: 1-384 (127 amino acids)
Source: RefSeq, a predicted model, not a curated record
AUGGAGACAUGUAAGGAGAGGGGAGGUAUUGCCCUAAGGCCCCCACAAGUCAGAGGCCCAAAAAGAAAGGAUCAAAACAUGAGAUUUAUUUUGAAAACAAUUCAGGGUCUCCAUCUGAACAACAUUGACGAUCCGCCCCUGAAGGUCUUUGCUACUUCGUUGCUUAAGGGUUUCAUGAUUCUAAAUGCAGUCCUGAGUUCCUGGCAAGUUAAGGGUAUUCCACAUAGGCAAGGAAAUCAGUAUUGGCCAUUUAUGCACAAGGAAAGUAAACGAGUGAAUGAACCAAGCCCCGACAGACCUGGCAAAGCAGGCAGCAGAACACCGCGCAAACAAACAACACGUCUAAUAGCACGUGUUGUUGCACAAAAACGUUUCAAGUACUGA